Messenger RNA from Leguminivora glycinivorella, 6282 nucleotides. RefSeq names its product E3 ubiquitin-protein ligase Ubr3 (gene Ubr3). Bases 283 to 6009 code for a protein of 1908 amino acids. Gene Ontology annotation, molecular function: zinc ion binding; ubiquitin protein ligase activity. NCBI's taxonomy places the organism in Eukaryota, Metazoa, Arthropoda, Insecta, Lepidoptera, Tortricidae. The record is from RefSeq and is a predicted model, not a curated record. Gene Ontology annotation, biological process: protein ubiquitination; ubiquitin-dependent protein catabolic process via the N-end rule pathway. Gene Ontology annotation, cellular component: ubiquitin ligase complex; cytoplasm. The transcript has 35 exons.
ACGAAGGAUCGAGUUGUUUCUGUAAUGCCUAAUUUCACUGUGAAAUAAAAGUUAUUUUUAUCGGUAUCUAUUAUUUUUAAUAAAAUCAUUGACAAAUCGCGUUCGCGAGUUUCGGCGGAUAGUGUUCACCCGACGUGCCCACACGAUGUUUGACCGCGGGAGCGUUACGGGCCACAGUUCAUUGCCUUAUGUAAAACUUGAAAUGGUGUUUCUUCCGUGAGUGACCGAAAUAAUACGGUGGCUUAUGUGUACAUUGUGUGUGAGUGAAUUUAAAGUGUUACAAUGUCGAUUUCGACGGCACAAGUGUUGAUGAAGAAGGGGAAGAGAGGUGCAGCCGCGUACAUUAGCGCGGAUUGCGCGAGCGGAUCCCCUCAGCACCUGGGUCCGCUGCUGGACGUGCUCCUGAAUCCCAGCAAGGCCAUCGACGAAUGGGAGACGAUCGACUGGUGCCGCUGGCUGCUGGCCGGCGGCCGCACGCCCGACGAGUUCGCGGCUGUCGUUCGGAGCUACGACAAGCAUGACAAAUGCGGCCUCGUGUGGAUCCCGCGCGUGGUGGCGUACCGCUGUCGCACGUGCGGCAUCUCGCCCUGCAUGUCCAUCUGCCGCGAGUGCUUCCACCGCGGCGACCACUCCACGCACGACUUCAACAUGUUCCUGUCGCAGGCCGGCGGCGCGUGCGACUGCGGCGACAACUCCGUCAUGAAGGAGGACGGAUUCUGCAGUAACCAUGGCAACAAGUGUCCCAGACCCGGCACGGCGCCCGCGGAGCUCAUGUGUGUGGCUGAAGCCAUGAUGCCAAGACUCAUACUGCGACUACUGCAACAUUUUAGAGAGAACAGUGACCAACCCUCAGGCCAGGCACAACCCACAUCGAACAGCUACCGCAUAGCGGUGCAAGAAUGCGAGGGCUACGUGCAGAUGCUGAUGGAGUUCAACAACAUGGGAGACCUGAUGCGCUCCGCCAUGACCAAGGCGCUCAUCAACCCUCAGAUGUACAGAAACCUGGUGGAGCCCCCAUUCCCGGACACCGAGUACGGGCGCUACAUGGCCGAGUCCAACCUCACCUACGAGAGGGCGCUGGAUUCCUUCCCGGCGCCCGAGUACUUCCCUGACGAAUACCGCCACCUCCCGGCAUUGGCCCCGCGACUGUCCCACAACACGCUACUGGACGAAUUUAUCUUCUGGACAUUCAAAUACGAGUUCCCUCAGAACGUAGUCUGUUUCCUGCUCAACAUGCUGCCUGACCAGGACUACAAGGAACACCUAACCCGCACGUUCGUGAUGCACUACGCUCGCAUCCCGCUCGUCCUUGAGGCCGCCGGCGACCCCGAUAUGCUCUCCAACCGAGUCGUCCACAUGUCCGUCCAACUCUUCUCCAACGAGGCCCUCGCCCUGCGCUGCGUCCAGCAACUACACCUCCUACACGUCAUGGUCCUAUCACUCAAGCUCAUGAUGGGCAAGAUCCUCGUACAGAAUACACUCCACGACCCAGAGAAGAACACCCAUAAAGUGAUAGACUGCACGCGGAGAGUGAUGAAGGAACACUGCUACUGGCCUCUGGUGUCGGACUUCAACAACGUGCUGUCGCACAAGAGCGUGGCGCUAGUGUUCCUGCAGGACGACGCGCUGGUCGAGAUGUGGUUCCAGUUCCUGUCCAUGCUGCAGGGAAUGAACGUAAACGUCCGCGAAACCGACGGCCACAUCGAGUUCGAGCCGUCCUCGUACUACGCCGCGUUCUCUUGCGAGCUGGAAGCGGCCGCUUAUCCCAUGUGGUCGGUGCUGUCCCACCUGACGAGUCCGCAACACGCGCCCCUGGCCAAGAGGAUAGUGGCCGCCGCGGCCAACUGUCUGCAGGAGUGGCUGGAUGAGAUGCAGUGCACCACUCCCAGGGCGCUCCAGGCUGGCACGAUGCACGCAUCCUUCCACUUCCCGUUGCACCGCUACCUGGCAGCGUUCCUCUGCAGCUGCGUGCGCACGCUCGGCGUGUCGGCGGCCGAUGUGCUGCCUCCACCUAGGGUGCUGGCGUUACUCGCCCACCAUCCGCUCAGAGUGCAGAGCUUGUUCUACGAGAUCCUGGCCGGCAUCUGGGUGCGCAACGGGCUGCAGAUCAAGGGGCAGGCCAUGACGUACAUCCAGGCCAACUUCUGCAACUCCAUGGUCGACAUGGACAUCUACUGGCUGCAGAUCUGCGCCGCGCACCUGCCCGCCGACCAGUUCCUGGACAUGUGCAUUGAUAUGUUUGGCGUCCGCGAGUGGCUGAGCAUGGUGCCAAUGCCACCCGUCCAAGCUGCUGAGCAAGACGCUAUGGUGGAAGGUCUCCUCACCUUCCUAGCCAUCCUCGUCUCUUCACGGACCAACCUUGGUAACGAUGAACUAACGCAGUCACGGCUGGAAGUGAGCACACUGCUGGCCGCCGGUGACAAAACACACUCGCAACUCCUUGAGCUGAUGCCUGAGCGAUCUGGCAACGCACACACCAGGAAUUUUGAAGUUGUUCUUAAAGAGUUAUCAACAUACCGGCCACCUCCCCGCGGCUCCGAAAACCUCGAGCAGGGCCUCUUCGUGCCAACCCCCCUGGUGUGGCAGAAGUACUACGACCCCCUCCACGUGCUGCGCCGCGCGGUCCACAGGAGAGACUUCCAUGCCUCUAUGGAGCGCUUCACCGCCUACGUUCGCGAGAAGCAGAAGGCAUCAGCGCAGCCCAGCACGAGCAAGCCCGGCGAGGGAGCAGCGCUCUGGCCGCCGUUACGACCGGCCGCCGCGCCGCCUCCUGAAGCCGGUGACCCUAGAGCCAUCUGUGCCUCAGGUGUUCUGCACGGCGCAUUACUAGCGGUAUUACAUCGGGGGGUGCACAGGCGAGCGCCCGACACCAGCGCGCCGCACGCGCCACCCGACCACGUGCUUGCUCUUGCAGUAUAUCUUCUGGAUGUAGGGGCUCAGCUGGCUGCCGAGCGAGCUACGGAUCAUGAUCUGGACGUGAUGGUGGCGGGUGGCGAGGGCGGGUCGCGCGGCACGGUGGUGUCGGGGCGGCCGCUGCUGUCAGCCCUGUCAGGCGCGCUGGCGGACAACGCGCGCACGGUGGUGGCGCGCCUGCCGCCGCCGCGCGCGCCCGCGCCCGCGCCCGGGCCCGUCUACCCGCACCACUGCCACUCCGACAGUGACACAGAAUGGGAGCCGACGGAACCCGAAUCAGCACGAAUAUCACCGAUGAAAUCAGCACUGCUAUCAGCUAUGAGCACGGCGUUAGCAGUACCUCCGAAUCUAGACAUGGUGCCAAACUCAGCGGAACCAGUAGACACUGACGACCAAUCGGACGGCGGUGGCGACGCCGCGCAAAUCAGAGCUUUGGAGAGCGGCAGUAUCAGCUCAGCCGCGGAAGGCAGUCGCGCGCUCGCUCUAACAAUGCCCGGCGCCGACACCGACAUGGCCGACGACAUGGCCACUGACAUGUCGCUAGCGCUCAACGAGCGGGAACCAUCGCCCCCCGCCUCCAUCCCUAUUGAAUACGAUGUGUCGACCCCCGAAUGGAGCGUGAGCUUGCGAGAAGACUCACCGCCCUUGUCUCACGCCCUGCCGUGCACAGACCCGCAGCCUUCUACCAACACACAGGUGCAACUUCAUACGGGCACGGACGAUUCGAUCCCCGUCAACGAGUCUAUAAUCUCGCUGCUGCUCAAACUGCACUCGCAGCUCUCGGGCCGAUUAGACUCUUUCUCACUAGAAGAACCGGAACCAACCGUGGACGAGCCUAUUGGUGACGGACCACACUUCAUCGGCCAAGUCCUACGGAAACUGGCACGACUAGACGCGCGCUGCGCGGGCGCCAUCGCUCACGUGCGGCACUCGCUGUGGCCGCACCAGCGCGAGCGGCAGGCCGAACAACGGGCAAGGGAACGGCGCGAAAAGGAAGAGCGCUCCCGGCGCGCCCGCGAGCGUCAACAGCAGAUGAUGAAGGAGUUCCAGCGUCGCCAGCAGCAGUUCCUCAGCGCCAUGCAGCGCCUGGAGCCCGAGCCCAUGGACCUGGACGCGGACGCUGACUACGACUGCGUCAUCUGCAACACCAGCUCCACUUCUACCCCGCAGCAUCCUAUAGGGAGGGUCGUCCUGCUGCAGUCUACUUCUGUGCUCGGCCACCGGCGCCGCCAGGACAGCGGAGGCGCGCGCCUUGCGUUGUCGGAGCGUGAGCGGGCGCGACUGGCGGAGCAGCGGGACACGACGGCCGCCGCGCACCACUACCGGUUGCACGACGAACUGCAACAACACUUCGACCAGGAAGCAUGGCUGCUGUCGGUGUCGGUGGGGCUGGAAGGCGGCGUGCACGUGGCGUCGUGCGGACACCACCUGCACGUGCGCUGCCUGACGGCGUACCUGCGCUCCCUGGCGGCGCCCGCGCGCCCGCACAACUUGCACGUGGCGGGCGGCGAGUUCCUGUGCCCCGUGUGUCGCCAGCUGGCCAACAGCGUGCUGCCGCUGCCGCCGCGCAGCGCCAUCCCGCCGGCGCCGGAGUCGCCGCCGCACGAGGCUGUGCGCGAGAUGCUGCUGCGCACGCACCCACAGCCUGCAUCUAGCGCCCUGACGGACGCCAUGAACAAAGCGAUGGAGGACAUGACAGCCACCGCCAGCACCAAGCUGCGGCAACGCUACGGCUCUUCACCCGCCGCCAUCUUCACGUUCGUCACUUCAUUGGUGCGUACGAACCUCGAAUGCGAGUUGGUCCAGCGCGGUGGUUCCCUCGUGACUCCAGAGCCUGAACCGGCGUCUUCUUCGACGGCGGAACCCAGGCCGCGGUAUAAGCCUCGAAACGACUGCAUAGUGCCCCUGAUGGUGGUGGCGGGCGCGCACGCGCGCAUGGUCCGCGCGGGCGGCGGGCUGGGCGCGGCGGCCACGUGGCAGGAGCUGUGGCCCGCCGCCCUCGACCCGCCCGCCGGCCCCGCCAGCCCGCCCGUGCCCGCGCCGCAACAGCGCCCCGUACCGCUGCUGCUGAGGGAUCCGCUGGCGCUGCUCAUGCACUUCUUACUGCUGGCGCCGCAGGAUCCACCCUACAUGGCUCCCCAACACUUCACCUGCAUAGUCCAAGCGCUAUACGCUCUCAGCUACUACCAGAUCGUCUGCCAAUUCCUCGCCUGCGCCUCCGCCGCCGGCCGAGUGGCUUUAGGAGCUGCCACUCAACCCUCAGGGCUCGCACAAGCUGCCAGGCUAUUACUGCAGGCGCUGGCGGGGUCAGAGCUGUUCACUGAAGAUGAGCCUGGUGCGAGUGAAGACGUGGACGUGGCACACAUGGAGCGUCAGUUGCAAGAGCUGCUGCUGCCGUUCCUGCGCGUGUCGGCGUUGCUCCGCCACCACCUGUACGGCGGCUCGCUGCCCGCGGUGCCGUCGUGCGAGGCGGAGUUCCCCGCGCUGGCGCACUACCUGGAGCUGUGCACGCAGGCCGCGGAGGACGUGGCCGCCGCCGCCUUGCCGCACCACGCGCCCCAGCUGGCCCGCGCGGCCGCCAGAAGACUCAGCCAAGCGGCCCGCGGCGGCCGCCUCGCCGUGCGGCGCAUCCUCCGCUCCCUGCACGUGUCGUGGCUGCCACCAGCGCUACUAGCCCUCCCGCGCGACUACGACCGCCUGUUCUCCUACUACCACGAGCGCGUCUGCCUUCAGUGCGGAGCUGUGCCUAAAGAAGCGUCAGUCUGUCUCCUCUGCGGGACCCUAGUGUGUCUCAAGCAGCCCUGCUGUCGACAGCACCAAGUCGCCGAGGCUGUGCAGCACGCGAUGGAGUGCGGCGGCGGCACGGGCAUCUUCCUGGUGGUGACGUCCACCUACAUCAUCGUCAUCCGCGGCCGCCGCGCCUGUCUGUGGGGCUCGCUCUACCUCGACGACUACGACGAGGAGGACCGAGACCUCAAACGCGGCAAGCCACUGUACUUGUCGAUCGACCGCGCGGAAUUACUGCAGGCGCAGUGGCUGGCUCACCGCUUCGACCACACCAAGCGCACCUGGGUCUGGCACCGCGACUCGCUCUGAGUGCCCAUCUGAAGCUGCCGGGCGUCAAGGCGACCCGAUCGCCGUCACUUCUAAUUUGAACGACCUUACGAAUCUGCAGGACUUGUAAUCAAGGGAUUAUGAUUAUUUCUGUACCAUAUUUUUUCUUCUCACAGAGUCAAAUAUGAGAUCUCUAGGGUCUUGCAUUCUUGCAACUGAAGAAGUGUGGUAAAGAAAUCCCGGACUGGACAUACUGUGUACUACGCCAAUACUAUCGAAACUGGCCUCACAACCGGCCAUACUAUAACAAUAUUU